Molecule: messenger RNA, 3686 nt
Organism: Nerophis ophidion (straightnose pipefish)
Lineage: Eukaryota; Metazoa; Chordata; Actinopteri; Syngnathiformes; Syngnathidae
Gene: dpysl3
Product: dihydropyrimidinase like 3
Exons: 14
Coding region: 149-1876 (575 amino acids)
Biological process (GO): actin crosslink formation
Cellular component (GO): cytosol; cytoplasm
Molecular function (GO): hydrolase activity, acting on carbon-nitrogen (but not peptide) bonds, in cyclic amides
Source: RefSeq, a predicted model, not a curated record
UUUGCCAGUGUGUGUGUGUGUGCGCGUGUGUGUGCGUGUGUGUGCGUGUGUGUUACUGCCUUACUGACAGAACAUUCCACAUCCAGCAUCCAUCCAGGAAGGAAUCCUAUUCUUAUCUUCGUCGCUCGCUCUUUUCCAAAAAGACGCCAUGUCUUACCAAGGCAAAAAGAACAUCCCGAAGAUCACGAGCGACCGGCUUCUUAUCAAAGGCGGCAGGAUCGUGAAUGAUGAUCAGUCCUUCCAUGCAGACGUCUACAUGGAGGAUGGCCUUAUCAAGCAAAUCGGUGACAACCUGAUCGUGCCCGGCGGGGUGAAGACCAUCGAGGCCAACGGCAAGAUGGUGAUCCCCGGCGGUAUCGACAUUCACACCCACUUCCAGAUGCCAUACCGCGGGACCACCACUGUGGACGACUUUGCUCAAGGCUCCAAGGCAGCGCUUGUUGGCGGCACCACCAUGAUCGUCGAUCACGUGAUCCCAGAGGCAGGAAGUAGCCUGAUGGAGGCCUAUAACCAGUGGAGGCAGUGGGCUGACGAAAAGGCCUGCUGUGACUACUCUCUCCAUGUGGACAUCACCCACUGGAACGACAGCGUCAAGCAGGAGGUGGAACACCUGAUGAAGGACAAAGGUGUAAACUCCUUUCAGGUCUACAUGGCGGAUAAGGACUACUACCAAAUGAGCAACAGUGAGCUUUACGAGGUGUUUAGCUUCUUGGCAGAGAGGGGAGGUGUCGCUCAGGUCCACGCUGAAAAUGGAGAGAUCAUUGCAGAGGAGCAAGCACGGAUGCUGCAGAUGGGAAUCACCGGACCAGAGGGACACGUGCUGAGUCGGCCAGAAGAGCUGGAAGCGGAGGCCGUAUUUCGGGCCAUCACCAUCGCCAGCCAAACCAACUGUCCCCUCUACGUGACCCGCGUCAUGAGCAAGAGCGCCGCAGACCUCAUCUCGCAGGCUCGUAAAAAAGGGAAUGUUGUCUUCGGGGAGCCGAUCACGGCCAGCCUGGGUACAGACGGGACGCAUUACUGGAGCAAGAACUGGGCGAAAGCGGCUUCCUUUGUCACGUCGCCGCCUCUCAGCCCUGACCCCACCACCCCAGACUACCUGAACACGCUCCUGUCCAGCGGAGACCUGAGCGUGACGGGCAGCGCUCAUUGCACCUUCAGCGUGGCUCAGAAGGCCAUCGGCAAGGACGACUUCACUCAGAUCCCCGAGGGAGUUAAUGGGGUGGAGGAGAGGAUGGUGCUCAUCUGGGACAAAGCUGUGACUACAGGCAAGAUGGACGAGAACAUGUUUGUGGCGGUCACCAGCACCAACGCCGCCAAGAUCCUCAACCUCUACCCACGCAAGGGUCGGAUCGCCGUGGGUUCUGAUGCCGACCUGGUCAUCUGGGACACGGACGCCGUAAGAACCAUUACGGCCAAGACACACAACUCGACUGCAGAGUACAACAUCUUUGAGGGCAUGGAGCUGCGUGGAGCUCCACAGGUGGUCAUUUGUCAGGGCAAGAUUGUUCUGGAAGACGACAAUCUGCAUGUGACCUCCGGCGUGGGUCGCUUCGUCCCCUGCUCGCCAUUCCCAGACUAUGCCUACAAGCGCAUCAAAGCCAGGAAGCAGCUAUCUGUCCUAAGAGCAGUGCCCAGAGGAAUGUACGACGGCCCCGUGUCCGAAUUCUCCAUGUCGCGUGGCGGCACACCCUCGGCCUCGGCUCGCACAUCGCCAACCAAGCAGCCUGUCAGAAACCUGCACCAGUCUGGAUUUAGUCUAGCAGGUAAAGCUGCACCUUGCGGUCCCCCCACCCCUGACGACCUCCCCAUUAGGCCUGCUGGUCGUCGCAUUACAGUGCCCCCUGGUGGCCGUUCCAACAUCACCUCCCUCAGUUAAACACCUUGUCUUCCCAGGUGGACUUCAGGUGCGCAUUCAGAGCCCAAGAAAGUGUGUCAGAUUGGGGGUGGUUUUGUCAUCAAGAACCAUUACUAAUUACAAACAACAAAAUGCCUUACCUGUCAUAACCCAGACUUUUUUUUUAAAAUCAGUUUUAUUCGUAUUUGGACUAGAAUGAUGCAUUUAAGAGAUGUUUUUUUUUUUUUUUUUUAAACCAUAAAACAACCAAAGCACAACCAGUCUCAGCCUCUUUGAACAGUUAAAUAUGCUAAAAAAAAAAAAUGUACUGGUGCUUUUGGUAGUCGUUUAACAAAAUAAAUAUGUUCCAAAAAGUCAUUUCUAGUCAUCAAGUCCAGAUAAGCUUUCCAUGUUGGUCGGUCUGCAACAUGCAGUACCACUAGUAAGCGCCAGAGGACAAUGUAGAUACAUUAGACGUCAUGUAAACUUGUGAAAUAUGUUGCAUCUUGUUUUGGGGACUAAAACAAUUUAAAAAAAGGUACGUAGCAAAUCCUAGAGGCAUUUCAAAAAAAAAAAACUUGAUGGACAUGGAACUGAAUGGGCCAUUUUGACAUUUUGGCGACGUGAUCCAUGAUCCUUUUAAACGUCGUCUCUCAGGAGGACCCCAUCCUGUCAUGUAGUCAAUGAUUGUUUUAAAACUACAAUAUCAAGGCUCAGUGUUCUUAGACAUCAUGGCCGUCUAAAAAUAUUCUAAUCAUUUGCACUUGUUAUUGUUGAAAGAAAUUGACACUUUGUAGUAUAAUCCCAACAAAAAAAAAAGACAUGCAACAGAAAAACACAAAACUCCUAACAAGGCAACAUGCAACCACUUUAUCAACAGCCUCAUAGGAAUUAUGAGGAAUUCUACCUAAUUUUACUCUUAAAGAUGUUGCACUCUGCAGGAAGGAAAGGAGACAGUGCUUUUAUUUGUUAAUUAGUCCCACACUGAAAGGAAAACACAAAUUGGAAUGAAGUCGUCAUGCAAAUUAAAAUCAGAUCUUUUAGGAAGAUAGUUGUAAAUAUAUUUGAAAAUGCAUCAUUUUAGGGAAAAAAGUCUUCAGGAGGCAACAAAAAAAGUUUAGCAGGAAAAUGAAUUAAGAGUAACUUUCCGAGCAAAAAGUCAUAAAGUGUAAAAAAAAAGAAAAGUAACGAACAGGCAGUUUAGUUGGCUUCGAUUUUUCCUGAAAUGUAUGUUUUUUUUUAACACCAAAUUACUGUAAAAUGAAAAAGGUACCAUUGAUAUUUGUACCGUAAAACUCUGGCAACUGAGCUGACUGUUUUGUAAAAUCUAUGGUUGUUGUUUUUACUAAAUGUACUGAAUGUUGUAAUGAUACAGGAAUAAAGUUACAGUAAUUCAGUUUUUUUAUGGGCAAAAAUCAUAUCAUGAAAAAAUAAGUCAUAAUAGUAAGCUUUUCUUGUGAUAUUAGAUAUGAUAAUUAAAAUUGAACAAAAGUUAAUAAGAUAAAAAGUCCUAUUGUUAAAAUAUAAUAGUGUCUUCAGGAGAAAAAUGUCAUAAACGUCGAAUAAAUAAAAAUCAUGAUGUUAUAUAAAAGGAAAUAGUCCUUUCAGGUCGUAAAGUUACCAGAAUUAUGUUUUGAAAAUAAGGCCAACAAAAUGACUUUUUUCUCAAAUGUUUCCCCAUUUCAGUGUGGCCCUAAUUCACUUUGGUGAGAUAGAGUUGUGUUUUGUUGUAUUUAUAUUUGUUUUUUUUUAUACUGUUGUAUGGAAACCCAAAAACAUGGCAGAGGUAAAAAAAAUAAAGAUGUGUUGUGAAGGUCUGAUUGGAUUCUGAAAUAAAAAGUCGUAACAGAAA